Molecule: messenger RNA, 1395 nt
Organism: Cavia porcellus (domestic guinea pig)
Lineage: Eukaryota; Metazoa; Chordata; Mammalia; Rodentia; Caviidae
Gene: Camlg
Product: calcium modulating ligand
Exons: 4
Coding region: 121-1011 (296 amino acids)
Biological process (GO): tail-anchored membrane protein insertion into ER membrane
Cellular component (GO): GET complex
Source: RefSeq, a predicted model, not a curated record
UGGGCGGGGGCAGGGGGUUGUCACGUGGUAGACAGCUGGGUCUUAAGUCACCCGCGCUCCCACCAUCUCUACAGCUAUCACCUCCGUCACCGUCACUGCCCGUGGGCUGUGGAGAGGAGGAUGGAUCCCGUGGCCGUGUCUUCUGAGGUCGGGGAUAGACCGGGAGCCCCGUCUGGGUCGGGCCUCUCGGCUUCCCAACGUCGGGCCGAGCUACGGCGGAGAAAGCUGCUCAUGAACUCAGAACAACGCAUCAACCGAAUCAUGGGCUUUCACAGGCCCGGGAGCGGCGCGGAAGAAGAAAAUCAAGCAAAAACAAAGCAGCAGGACAGUGAUAAACUCACCUCCCUCAACCUUCCUUCAGUUUCAAAACGAGUAGUGCUGGGUGAUUCGGUCAGUACAGGGACAACAGACCCACAAGGCGACAUGGCAGAGGUAAAGGGGACCCAGCUGGGAGACAAGUUGGACUCUUUCAUGAAACCACCAGAAUGUAGUACAGAUGUUAACCUUGAGCUCCGGCAGCGGAACAGAGGGGACCUGUCAGCGAACACUGUCCAAAGGGGGCCUCACCAUGGCCUAGAACAGUACCUUUCCAGAUUCGAAGAAGCAAUGAAGCUACGGAAGCAACUGAUCAGUGAAAAACCCCAUCAAGAGGAUGGAAGUACAACAGAGGAAUUUGACUCUUUUCGAAUAUUUAGAUUGGUGGGAUGUGCUCUUCUUGCUCUUGGUGUCAGAGCUUUUGUUUGCAAAUAUUUGUCCAUAUUUGCUCCAUUUCUUACUUUACAACUUGCGUACAUGGGACUAUACAAAUAUUUCCCUAAGGGUGAAAAGAAGAUAAAGACUACAGUACUAACAGCUGCACUUCUACUGUCUGGGAUUCCUGCCGAAGUGAUUAAUCGAUCAAUGGAUACUUACAGCAAAAUGGGAGAAGUCUUCACAGAUCUUUGUGUCUACUUUUUCACUUUUAUCUUUUGUCAUGAACUGCUUGAUUAUUGGGGCUCCGAAGUACCAUGAAGUAAUGCAAAACUCAGAAAGAGAAGCUAAUAAAAACCAAUUUCUUCUGUAUUGCAUUGUCCCUAAAGGAGGCAAAUUGGUUUACAUCUUUAUGUAUUUCUUUUACUUUGUAGGAAUUGUAACAUUAUUUUACUAGGAAUGAAAAGGGAUGAGUUUGUAUUAGUACUGCUCUGAAGAACAGAGUACCAGUGUCAUUGAUGAUUUUUCCUGUUUCAUUGGACUCCAUAGUCUGUAUCUGUCCUCUAACUUCUCAGAUUGGUAUUCCUCUAUUUUAGAAGAGCAGAUAAAUAUGGUCUCAACUAUCUCUAUGGAUAGCUUCUUGUAUUUGUAUCAUUCUGUCCUGAGAACUGAAACCAUCUUAAAAAUAAAAUGAAAGAAACUGAA